UCGCAGUCGCAGUCGCAGUCUCAGUCUCAGUCUGACUCGCAAUCACAGGUAGAUGCAGUCCUUGUGGCUUCCACACCGCCAGUGCCCUCUGUGCACGGCUCACCGCUGGUAGACAGCUACACGUAUCAGUCACCAGUGCCAUCGCAAGCAAGAGGCGUGCCGUGUAUUUUGGGUGUAGAUGAAGCAGGAAGAGGACCAGUACUUGGCCCGCUCGUGUACGGUGUGGCAUACUGCCCAGCCUCAUUCUCAGAUGAGCUCAAAGGCGUCGGCUUUGCAGACUCGAAGGCGCUCACUGCCGAGAGGAGGGAUGCGCUACUUGCAGCGCUGAUCAACCACCCCGACCAAUUAGGUUGGGCGACGCAGACCAUGUCGCCUCAGGACAUCUCAGCAGGAAUGCUCCGCAAGCGCCCCUUCAACCUCAAUCAGCAGUCCACAGAAGCCACUGUACAUCUCAUCCACUCAAUUCUCUCCUCGGGUGUUGACAUCUCCGAGAUCUUCGUAGACACUGUCGGCGAUCCAGCAACGUAUUGCAAAACGCUGAAGUCCUUUUUCCCUCAGGCGAAGUACAAGCACAUCGAGUGGACUGUGACGAGCAAGGCAGAUGCCAUCUACCCAAUUGUUGGAGCGGCUAGUAUCGCGGCAAAGGUGACGAGGGACAGAUGGGUGGAAGACUGGAGAUAUGCCGAGAGUGUCGGUGAUCAGUCCACGGCUGGAGAAACGCAGGCCGGGCCAUCUACUUCAGCGCUCGAGGAGACGGCUCCUGCUUCCCCGACCAAGGGCUCCAAGAAGCGUAAGAAGCCCGACGCGCCCAUCAUCACAAGCGAUACGCCCCACGCCUUCUGGCACGAAUUCGGCUCUGGCUACCCGGGGGACCCCGGCACCGUUGCUUACCUGCAGCGGACAAUCGAUCCAGUCUUUGGCUGGCCAGGCGUGGUGAGGUUCAGUUGGGCCACGAUCAAGACGCUGUUAGAGGAGAAGAGAACGGUGAAGGGCGCAGCCAGUAGUGCUGGCGCAACGAGGGCAUCUAAAGCUGUCAACGGUGGCGCGGGACCAGCAACAAUUGGGGAUGCUGCAAACACAGUCGCCCCCUUUCUGACAUCGACGGGCUCCCUGCCUCCCCCCGUCGGGCAGCCUAGGGGUUACAAGAUCAAGUGGAUCGAUGAGCCUGCUCAGAUCACGAGCUUCUUCGCUGCAAAAGGAGGGACACCCUCAAAUGGUUCUUCAGCCGGCUCUGGAGAUCCGGUUGCACUC
Microstroma glucosiphilum is the source of this 1251-nucleotide messenger RNA. Its product is annotated as ribonuclease HII. NCBI's taxonomy places the organism in Eukaryota, Fungi, Basidiomycota, Exobasidiomycetes, Microstromatales, Microstromataceae. Gene Ontology annotation, cellular component: ribonuclease H2 complex. The record is from RefSeq and is a predicted model, not a curated record. The transcript has 3 exons. The annotation marks the transcript as partial. Gene Ontology annotation, biological process: DNA replication, removal of RNA primer; mismatch repair. Gene Ontology annotation, molecular function: RNA binding; RNA-DNA hybrid ribonuclease activity.